GUCAGGUCGGGAGGGCAGGUAGAGCAGUGAGGCAGCCGGCUGUGCGGGGAGAGAAAAUCCUGUGAUACCGCCUGCCUUUGUCUGCUGGGAUCGCGUGUCUGGAGAAGAAGCCAGAGAUCCCCGGUAUCAGCCCUGUCACAGCAACAACAGAAACAACCUUUUAGUGUCAGACGGAACUACCCUAAUGGAUCGCUACCGCUACUUCAUCUUUAACCAGCGAAGCAUGGUGGUGCUAGGGAUACUUCAGAUUGCCUUUGCUGGGAUCUCCAUAGUAUGUGGUUUCAUGGAUGGUGCCUUCAGGAAAGAAUCUGUGUUGGGCAACAGUAGAGCCCCGCUGUGGGCUGGAGUGAUCAUGGCUCUUCCUGGUGUACUGGCUCUCUUUUCCUCUCAAAAGAAAAACCCAGUUCUGGUGAAUACUCUAAUAGCUUCCUCUGUCUUCUCUUGUUUUACCACCAUAAUUAUUAUUGUAUAUGCCUGCCUAACACUUGGCUAUGGAGAAGAUGAUGACGAUGUGUUUUCUCACACACCUGUCCAUGUUAUUCACACGAAGUUUAUCCUUGGUCGACUAGUUAAAGGUGCAAACAUAGCCAUGUUGAUUGCAUCGUUCCUGAGCCUUUUUGUGGUCCUGUGCAUUGCGUACAUCGGCUGCCGGAGUUUACCGCAUUGUAUGUGUUAUGACAAUAUAACUGGAAUGGAAUGGUUGCAUCCGGACCAACCUCAGACAGUUGAACUUGUCUGUACGUUCAGAGGUGAAGAAGAGAGGAUUUUUAACUCGCCGGUACCUUUUACUGACUGCAGCGCAGAGGCUGAAGAUGAUUUUUCCCGACCUCCCCCUUAUAUCAGGCUUUCAUGAGAAGACAAAUUAUUUUUCCACCGAAAAAGGAAGAUUUGACCUGAGGAAAGACUCUGAUUUUACAUUUUUAACAGCG
Messenger RNA from Spea bombifrons (plains spadefoot toad), 929 nucleotides. RefSeq lists its product as uncharacterized. The coding region runs from base 185 to 853 and encodes 222 amino acids. The transcript is spliced from 7 exons. Lineage: Eukaryota; Metazoa; Chordata; Amphibia; Anura; Pelobatidae. The record is from RefSeq and is a predicted model, not a curated record. Gene Ontology annotation, cellular component: membrane.